Messenger RNA from Sycon ciliatum, 5054 nucleotides. RefSeq names its product DCC-interacting protein 13-alpha-like. The record is from RefSeq and is a predicted model, not a curated record. Lineage: Eukaryota; Metazoa; Porifera; Calcarea; Leucosolenida; Sycettidae. Gene Ontology annotation, molecular function: protein binding. Bases 497 to 4180 code for a protein of 1227 amino acids. The transcript is spliced from 29 exons. Gene Ontology annotation, cellular component: cytoplasm; endosome membrane. Gene Ontology annotation, biological process: signaling.
GCCGGGAAGCGAUAAGGGAAGAGAAAGCGAAACACGACGAAGGUCUAACGCCCAAGGUACAGACGUGUGGUGCAACUACGCUGCCAGAGACAGAUUGGAGGAACCUGCCUGUGAAAGCGAGGCUGAUUUGAACAUCAGAGCGUUGCCUGGUGCAUGUACGGAGCGUGAACAACUCAACAGUUACAUGAGAUGAUCGUUUGAAGUCACUCUGGUGCUGUCCUCCUUGAGCUACGGACGCACUGUCUGUAGUGCUGGUUUCUGUGCUGAACUCUCCUGGCGGUAGUAAGACGAUGCAGUCGUAAAGAGCAGCGCCGCUGCGUCUUGUAUGACCUACACAAAUGAUCGCGAGUAACAGUUAGAAAGUGCGUCACCGGAGGUUUUAGUUUUGCCAGGUGCAGCACAGCACCCAGUCCUAGACCUAGCGCGACAUUCAGAAUAUUUUAGGAGUUUCCAUUCGCCGAUUCCCCGACCGGACAACCCAGGAACACUGCUAGCCAUGUCAACGGGGCACGGAUCUAAGCGUAUCCAUCUCAAUGAUGCAUUGGAAGAUACGCCCAAGACACGGGCUCUCAUCAGUGAGUUUGAACAGGGGACACUAGCUCUCCAUGACUUCACAGUCACAUUGCUUACAAACUGCAGAAUUGUGGCCGACCUACAGGCGCAGAUGACCAAAGCUACCGGCAAUCUGGCCAACCAUCUUAGCGAGGGCAAGAACUUGGUAUUUGCACAGAAGAAUCCAUUCCUUGGCACUGCCCUGGAUCAGCUUGGUGAAAGCAUGCAGCAGCUGCAGUCGUGGCAAGACAUGUUGCACAUACAGAUUCAAGAAGCCGUGAUGCAGCCUUUGAACACGUUCUUCCAGGAAGAGCUCAUCAAUGUGGAGAAGACCAAGGAAACUUAUUCUGGAGCCGUUCAAGAUCAUGAGAAUGCAAUGAGUCGAUACAGCCGUGUGUCCAAGAAGAAGGAGACGGAAAAGAAUCGCUUUGAAGCUAACGCUGACCUGUACACCGCCCGGAAGAAGUAUCACCAGGUUGCCAUGCAGUACUACAGCACACUGAACCUGUUGCAGAGCAAGCAAUCGUACAGUGUUCUCGACCCACUAAUCAACCUCAUGCAUGCACAGCUCUCCUACUUCAAGAUGGGUCAUGAGAUUCUGACAGAAGAAGUAGCCAAAUUCCUGACUACACUCAGCGUACAAGCACAGAAGGAUCGUUCUGAGCACAACAUUGAGAACAGGAAGUUGAGCAGCCUGAGAGAGAAGAUUGAGCAGGAGUACUCAUCUCGCUACAACCCUGAUCCCGAUCCUAGUGAUCCCUUCUCCGAUGUUCAACCUGCCGACAGGUCACUGAAGGAGAAGGCUGGCUAUCUCUACACCAAGAACGUGAAGCCUGGUCCAAGCCGUGGACAAUGGGAGCGAGCAUACUUCCACACCGACAACGGAAUGCUGAUGUGCCAACUGCCGGACACAAAGACUGCGGAGCCUACCAUGCUACUGGACCCGUCGGCCCGUGCAGGUACAUUGGACUGUGACGACCGAAGGUACUGCUUUCAAGUAGUAUCCUCACACACCAAGGAGCCAAUUUUGCUGCAGGCGGAGAAUGAUGUUACUCGAGAAGAGUGGGUAUCCACCAUCCUCAAUAUUGUAGCUGAGCUCACACACAAAGCCGAGACGCCAGCAUCUGGUGACGUUGGACUGAUGUCAAGUACACUAUCGGCUAAGGAUGUCAAGGAGGAGCGACAGCGCGUUGCGACAUGGGUGGAGGAUGUUCUCAAAGUGGAGGGAGAGCGCAACACACCACAAGUACAGCGUUCGGCAGUGCCAACCCAGACCCCACCGGCGCACCAAGUGCAGCCAGCGCAAGAUGCCACACAAGGAGCAAUGGCUGCAGCCGCUGUUGCGGGCGGUGGAGCUGCUGGUGGAGGUGCAAUGGGUGCUACUGCUAUGCCUGGCACUCAACAACUGCAACAGCAGCAACAGCAACAGCAACCUUCCAUGGCCAUGCAACCUGCCGUUGUUCCCACUCAGCCUGUUCCACCUAUGCAAAGUCCUGCAGUUGCUGAUGGAAAUACAACGGAUGGCGGCAUGCAAGCACAAGACAAGCUGGCUGAAGCCCCACGAUCGUUUUCUGUGCGCUUCCUGGGAUCACUGGAGGUGCAGUUUGACAGAGGCAUUCAAGUGGUGGAGGAUACAUGCAAGCGAGUUAUGCAAGCCAGAACUGCACAACACGUGCGAUCCUCUGUUGACUCUGUCAUGGUCAUUUCAUCUCGUGGAUUCAGGCUCAUUCAUCCCAACACUGGCAUUGUCAGGACAGAGUUCAGAACACAGGACGUGUCAUUCUUUGCGUCGCAUCGCUCCAACCAGAAGAUGUUUGGUCUGAUCAGCCGCUCGCCCAAGACUGGCACAAAAGCAUGUCACGUUUUUGAGACGCAAGUUGGUGCAAAGGAGUUGUGUGGCGCCAUGCAGAACGCGCUGCAGCGUGCAUAUCAGAUGUAUCGGCAAUCAAUCCAACCGAAACAGCAACAGCAGUCACUGCAGAGGCAGCCGCAAAUGCAGCAACAACAGCAUCAGCAGCAGCAGCAACAGCAGCAACAGCAGGUGGGAGGUGGCAUGGGGGCUGGCAUGGGGGCUGGUGGAGCAGCUCAACAGAUCUCUAUCCAGGCACAGCAACAUCAAAUAGCCCAGCAACGCUAUGCUCAGCAGCAAAUACUUCUUCAACAGCAGCAAAAUACCCAACACGUUCCACAGCAGCAAGGCCUUCAACUCCAGCAACAGCAACAGCAAGGCAUGCAAUCUCAGCAGCAGCACCUGAGAGGAGCACCACAACUUCAACCUGGCCAUCAAUCGGUCAACACCUCCAUGGCCAGCAACAUGGCCGCUGGUGCGGCAAUGGCUGGAGGAGCUGCAAUGGCCACAGAGAACUUGUCACUUGAGCAGCAAAACCAGCAGCAACAGCAUCUCGCCAGGAUGCAGCAGCUGAAGGUGCAGCAGCAGCAAUUACUUCUGCUCCAAGAACAACGCCGGUUGCAGCAGGCUCAGCAACAAGCACAGCAAGCCCAACAAGCUCAUGCUGAGUACCAGCAACAACAACUGGGACAAGCCGUUCAGGUAACACAGCAACAACUUCAACAGCAACAGCCACAACCCAUCACCUCCACACAGGCCACCAUGGUUGGCAUGGCAGCAACAACUCAAGGAGCUGGCAUACCCAAGAGGAAGGUCGGCACUAGGGACAAGGAAUGGCAGAGCUUGUCGGGACAGCAUGGUGCCGUGAACGACAUGGCGGCUCAAAACUCCUGGAGCACGGGUAGCCCGGACGAGAUAGAACCGUACGGCACUGUUUCCGUUGCAAACAGGACAACGUAUGUGCCAUCUCAAUCCAGGGAACAACAACAACUACAACAACAAGCACAGCAACAGCAGCAACAGCAGCAGCAGACCAGUAUGAUGCCAGCAGCGGCUUCAACGGCAAUGGGUGCUGCGGCGGCUGGCGCACAGCCAUCGUUCACUACGGGACAGCCGUCGGCCGCUGCUGACGACGAUGCCACUGCUAUCUAUGCCACCGUGAACAAGAGUGCACACAAGGCGGGACAAGCAAGUACGGAGCGCCCAGACAGUGUCAGCCCCGUGUCAAGCGACUCGUCCACUACCACAACCUCCACCACCAGUACUAGUAGCUCUGAUGCUGAGGCUGCUCUGGCUGGCUUGACAAUUGCGCAGCAUCCGAGCAUGACCGAUGCUAGGGAAAACCCCUUCAACAGGCUUUCCCCCGGUGCGUCCUUUCCCCCAGGUCAGGUGACCAGUGGGGUGCCGGGCAGUGGUGGCUGGCAACCUUCGGCAUUACCGGACCAUUUCCAGGGUGAUUUCUCACACCCGGAGCCAGCUGUUGUCGUGGAGACAGUGGAAUCACCGGCGGACAACAACGAUCUGGAGCCAUCGCCACUAGUCACGGAGAUGGCCAUGAGUCUGACAUCGCUCAGUGCCCUACACUCCGGCUUGGUUGCACCCAGUACUACACCAGCCGUCGCCGGACUACUCGACACGGCCGCUGCUGAUGCAGCAAUGGCAGUCGCCAUGGCAGCAGCUGCCACCCUGCACGAAGCUGACAAUGAGGAUGACGAUGGUGCAGGCUUGGAAAGAAGCCCAUCGCAAUCAUCGUUGCUAAGUGAUCUGUCUGAUUCGUGAAUCCAGUAGGUAGGCAAUGCUGCAUCCUGGUCAGUUGAAGUGUACCUAGAGCAAUGGGGGGUUUCCCCGCACUGUGCCAGUACUGCUUGCAUAUUGAACCUAACACAUGUAUGCAUAGUGAUGUGGCCGUGUUGUCGUCUUCCUGUGUGUACUGGUACUCGUCCAAGACCUGUUCUUGCACACCGUCGGUGAAUUCGGAUGUAGUGCUCCUGCUUCUUUAUCAUUUUUACUCGUUGUGCGUUGAUUGCGUCUGGCUGUUUUUGUUUUUGUCUUUGAUUAUCUAUCCACUAGGUAGGUGGUUGUUGUCCUGCCAAAUGUGAAUGUUCUCAAUUCCUCGAAGUGCUAGAGAGAUGUUAGUUUUGCUUUAUUUGUUUGCUUAUGCCACUGUGGUGUCUAACUGGCAUAGCCCGGUUAUGAAAUUGUCCCACUGGAGUUUUUAGGGUGUUAUUUUUUCUUUUUUUCGUUUGUCCCUCUUGCCUGCCAAAUUGAAGUCUACUGAAGCCUACUAUUGUCAUGCUUACUAAGAUUCUGCAUGCAUUUUCUUCAUCUAUAUUUGCACAGCAUCCGAGUUUCAAUUUCAAUUUUUGAAUUAUAUCUUUAUUAUUCGCUUCUUUGCUCACUAUCAUUCUGUUAUUUUUCUACCCGUGUGCGCGUGUGUCUCAGUCUAACGCCUGUCUCCAAAUGCUGGCAUUUGAGAGGGCAAUUUGAUCUCAUUUUCUCCCAUUUAUCUCCGUUUGUUCUUUUCCCGAGAAUUUCCUCCUAGAUAUUAGAUUGCCCUUCUUGGAUAAACAUAACAAGCAUGACUUGGUCAAUUUAACUUGUUCCUAAUUGACUAAUUGACUUGCCACCAAUAAAGACUGAUCGUGUGGAUUCA